AUGUCUCAGUCUUCCGUCAGCAGGUGCAUUGCACGGGUUGCGCAGGCCAUUGUUGACGUAGGGAAGCUACGAGGAUGGGUGGCGUUCCCACGCACCGCCUUUGAACGAGCAGCCGUCAAGCAAGGCUUCUUGCAGCACGGCAGGCUCGGCGGUGUGAUCGGUUGCGUGGAUGGCACGUUUAUCGCCAUCGCUGCCCCGCGCCUCCCUCCUGCGCAGAAGGCAUCGUUUUGGUGCAGAAAGGGAUAUUACGCCCUCAACACCAUGGUGGUUUGCGACUCGGACAUGAAAAUCCUGUCCAUUGACCCGCGUUUCGGGGGCUCAUGCCACGACGGGCACGUGUGGCGGAAUUCUGGGCUCCGCAAACGCUUCAUGUCCGGUCGCAUUGUUGUGCGGGACGGAGAGUUCCUGCUCGGCGACAGUGCUUACCCCCUUGAGCCGUGGCUUCUAACGCCGGUUCCUGGGCACCCGGAUGAGGACACACCCGAGGGUGUGUACAACAAGGAGCACGCGGCCCUACGGUCAACAGUGGAGCGCUGCAUCGGCCUCCUCAAAAGCCGGUUCCGCUGCCUGCAGCGCUAUCGGGCCCUCCAUUACGGCCCCAGGAAAGCAGGGACGAUUGUGGCAGCAUGUGCUUCACUGCACAAUCUCUGCUUCGAAGAGCCUGAGGACAGUGACGGGGACGAGGAGGACGAUGAACCAGCAGCACACACCUCAAGGACAGUAGCUCCUCCUCGGAGGCAGGCACUGUACUUGCGCGGAAGGGCAACACGUGCAAGGCAAAUCGCGCAGCUGAACAUCUCGCGCAGUGUGCAUCUGCAGCGCAUACAGAGAGCUCUUUUGCGUGCACGGUGA
Rhipicephalus sanguineus (brown dog tick) is the source of this 852-nucleotide messenger RNA. RefSeq names its product putative nuclease HARBI1. Lineage: Eukaryota; Metazoa; Arthropoda; Arachnida; Ixodida; Ixodidae. Bases 1 to 852 code for a protein of 283 amino acids. The transcript has 3 exons. The record is from RefSeq and is a predicted model, not a curated record.